Messenger RNA from Closterium sp. Yama58-4, 996 nucleotides. NCBI's taxonomy places the organism in Eukaryota, Viridiplantae, Streptophyta, Zygnematophyceae, Desmidiales, Closteriaceae. The record is from the annotation of a GenBank genome assembly.
AUGCGCGAAUUCGAAGUUGCGACAUCUGCUCAUUCUCGUCCCCCUCUCUCCACCCCUGGCCUCUCACUCUCCUCCCUGCCGGCCGCGUCCUUCUGUCCCCUUACUUUACACCCCUCCCCCUUUGUCCAAUACGUGCAGCCCCCGCGCGGCAUAACGAGUGCGGAUGCCGCCACGAACCCCACCUUUUACAACUGGCACCUCGUGCGCCCCAUCUACUGCGACGGGGGGGGCUUCGCGGGGCGCGCGGGGUACAAGGCGGCGGGCAACGGCAGCGAGGGCGUGCACCUCGACGGCUGGCGCAUCAUCCACGCCAUUCUAGGUGAUUUGCGCGCGAGCAGGGGCAUGACGGCGCCAGCGCGCAUUCUACUGUCGGGCAGCUCGGCGGGCGGGCAGGCGGUGGUGACGCUGUGCGACUGGCUGCCGCUGCUCUUCCCGCGCGCGCUCGUCAAGUGCAUCAUGGACGCCGGGCUCUUCGUGGCCAUGACCCCGGCCAACCAGUGGCAGUGCUUCUUCCCACACCAGGCUCUGCGCUUCGUGUCAUCGCCCGUGCUGGCGGUGAAUUCCCUGUUUGACUACCGCGCGCUCAUGCUGGGCAACCAGCUGCCCGCCAACCAGGCGCAGGCCACGGCGUGCCUGCGGCAGAUCGCCAAGGAGGGCGGCACCGACCUGCUCAAGCUCGUCAACAGCCAGACCUGGCGCCAGGAUAGGUCCGCGCUCGCGGAGAUUCAGUCAGGGGGGGCGUUGUUUCCUGGAGGUGCAGCAGCAGCUGAAGCGCCCGUGUGCGCGCCUGAGGAGCACAGGGCGGUGCUGAAUGUGGCGUGGCAGAUGAUUCAAUACACCGAUGCUGCUUCCCUCGAGCUCGGACCCACCGUUAGCACGUUUGUCACGCCUGCAAUCGCGCACUGCGCACUGACCAGCCCAAAAUGGGACUCACUGAUGGACAAAGGCGUGACGCUUAGAGAUGCUGUCACAACAUGGUAUAAACGGCCCCUUUGA